This is a messenger RNA of Symbiodinium natans, 885 nucleotides long. Lineage: Eukaryota; Dinophyceae; Suessiales; Symbiodiniaceae. The record is from the annotation of a GenBank genome assembly.
AUGACUGAUUUUGCUCCGCUGGACUCUCGCAGUCGCGCUCUUGAUGAGUACGCCUACCCGACCGAUGAGAGAGAUGGCAAGCGCAGCAAAGAACUCAAGGCGGCGGCGGUCUCGGACCUGGCCAAGAUCCUCGUGACGGACAGCUACGGGGCUGGUCGCAAUCUGCAGAAAGUCUGCUGGGACGCCUACAACCAGAGGCAUCCCAUGCACGUGGUCUUGGACCUUCCCAGCGGCGGGCAGCUUUGGCUGGGGGGUGGAGCAGCCAGUGGCCAGAUCACGGAGUUGUUGGACAAUGGGAUUGCCGCCAUCCUGGCGGCAGCCGCGUACCCACCAGUCGUUCACGACUCGAGGAUCGAAAGGCUGGGCACGUACGACGGGACAGGCCUCGCUGCCGGGGAUAUCGACAAGGGCUUGAUGAUCAAAGUGUUCCAAAGGAUGUUGAGGUUGCUUGCUGCAGGCCGCAAGAUACUUGUGAGCUGCAAAAACGGGGCUCACAGAUCAAGUUUUGUGCUGGCCCUCUUCCUCAUCUUCCUGACGGGCUGCCCGCCAGAUGACGUGCACACCUACUUGAAUAAGCUGCGGGGUCUCGUUGACCUUGGCUCCAUGGCGCCCGAGUCGAAGCACUCGAGGGAGCGCAGGCCGAACGUGGUGCCCAUCAAUUCUCUCCGCAACAUGCACACGUUCUUCAGCGCGGAGGGCCUUCGCUCUCUGAGCGCCUUGAGCAGGCCUGCCCAGCUCAGCCUGGGCUUCAGGGACGCCGAGAACCGAGUCAAGCUCAACAUGUUGAUGAGCCCUGCAGACUUCGAGGCGAUGGCCCGUUCCCUUGGGUGGGUGGCCCUCUCUGAGGCCAGGGAGUGCAGCAACUACUGCUAUGCCGUAGGCUAG